CUCCGAUCCCAACCUCUGCGUCUCGAUCCAAAUCGAGAAGAGCUCGAGAGGGAGUGAGAGGGAGUAAUGGCGAUCCGGAGGAGGCCGCCUGUCGUAGCCGCCAUCGCGGUGGUGCUCGCCGUCGCGUCGAUCGUCUCCGCCGAGGUGUACUUCGAGGAGCGAUUCGGAGAUGGAUGGGAGGAUCGAUGGGUCAAAUCUGACUGGAAAAAGGAUGAAAAUAUGGCUGGAGAUUGGAACUACACAUCCGGCAAAUGGACUGGGGAUCCAGAGGAUAAAGGAAUACAAACAGCAGAAGAUUAUAAAUUCUAUGCCAUUUCGGCACAGUUCCCAGAAUUCAGUAAUAAGGACAAGACAUUAGUUUUGCAGUUCUCUGUUAAACAUGAACAGAAACUUGAUUGUGGAGGUGGCUACAUCAAGUUACUUAGCGGUGAAGUUGAUCAGAAGAAAUUUUCUGGAGACACUCCCUAUGGCAUUAUGUUUGGCCCUGAUAUUUGUGGGUACAGCACCAAAAAAGUCCAUGCGAUCUUCUCACGCGACGGAAAGAACCAUUUGAUUAAGAAAGAUGUGACAUGUGAGAGCGAUCAGUUAACUCAUGUCUACACCCUCGUUGUUCGACCUGAUGCCACAUACAGCAUCUUCAUUGAUAACAACGAGAAACAAACUGGUAGUUUGUACACUGACUGGGAUAUUCUUCCCCCAAAGCAAAUCAAGGAUCCCGACGCAAAGAAGCCAGAAGAUUGGGAUGACAAGGAGUACAUCCCAGACCCUGACGACAAGAAACCAGAGGGGUAUGAUGAUGUUCCUAAAGAGAUUCCUGAUGUGGAGGCUAAAAAGCCGGAAGAUUGGGAUGAUGAAGAAGAUGGUGAAUGGACAGCCCCAACUAUUCCAAAUCCUGAGUACAAGGGUCCUUGGAAGCAAAAGAAAAUUAAAAAUCCUAACUACAAGGGAAAGUGGAAGGCACCAUUGAUUGACAAUCCUGACUUCAAGGAUGAUCCAUACAUCUAUGCUUACUCAAAUUUGAGAUAUGUAGGCUUCGAGUUGUGGCAGGUCAAAGCUGGGUCUAUUUUCGACAACAUCUUAGUCUGUGAUGAUCCCGAAUACGCAAAGAAAUUUGCUGAAGAAACAUGGGGCAAGCUCAAGGAUGCUGAGAAGGCAGCAUUUGAGGAGGCCGAGAAAAAGAAGGACGAAGAGGAAAGCAAGGAUGAUCUGUCCGACGUAGAGGAGGAUGACGACGAAGAGGAGGAUCCGACUGAUGAAGCUGAUUCUAAAGCUGAUUCAGAUGCAGAAGACGACAAGGAGGCAGCUCAUGACGAGCUUUAGAUGGAUGAGAUCAAGUUUUGGUUGAAGUAGACAGGAGAUUUGAUUUUGGAUGGUUGUUGAAUUUGAGCACAUAACGCAGUGGUUUUCUCUUUAUUGCUUAUUCGGCACUCAACUGUCUUCUAGAUCCAUGUACUGUGUCUUGUUUGAUUAGACCAUUGACUAUUUCUGCUCCUA
Messenger RNA from Zingiber officinale, 1494 nucleotides. RefSeq names its product calreticulin-like. The transcript has 14 exons. Gene Ontology annotation, molecular function: calcium ion binding. The record is from RefSeq and is a predicted model, not a curated record. Lineage: Eukaryota; Viridiplantae; Streptophyta; Magnoliopsida; Zingiberales; Zingiberaceae. Gene Ontology annotation, biological process: protein folding. The coding region runs from base 67 to 1320 and encodes 417 amino acids. Gene Ontology annotation, cellular component: endoplasmic reticulum; endoplasmic reticulum membrane.